Molecule: messenger RNA, 2098 nt
Organism: Corticium candelabrum
Lineage: Eukaryota; Metazoa; Porifera; Homoscleromorpha; Homosclerophorida; Plakinidae
Source: RefSeq, a predicted model, not a curated record
AUGUGUAUGGGCAGUUUUGUGAGGAGUGUUAACCAGAGGUUACAGGAAGAGUGGGAUGAGAUGAAAUGUGUACAAGAGAAGUGGGAUACCCUGAAGAUGGCGUUGUGUGACAGAGCUAAGACUGAGCUUGGAUAUGAGGAUAGGAGACAACCAGAUUGGUUUAGAGAGAGUGAGGAAAAUUUAAAACUACUCUUCUUAGAGAAAAAUAGGCUAUAUGCGUUGUGGCUUAGCACUGGAAAAGAGAUCUAUAAGAAGAAACACAGAAUUGCAAGGACAGCAAGGCGAGCAGUGAGAACAGCUAAGGAUGCUUGGUUCCAACGUAAAGCUUUGGAAGCAGAGAGAGGAAGACACUAUGGGAAGCUUGUAUGGAAAUGUAUUCGUGACAUUCAAAGAGAAAGAAGAGGUGUGGUGCCAAUGAGAUUGGCUAUGGUAAAAGAUGAGAAUGGUAGUGUAUGUACCACUACUGAGUCUCAGCAUAAUAGAUGGAGAAGACAUUUUAACAACUUCCUCAACUUACAGAGUGAGUUUGAUAUGGAAGAAGGAGGAGCUGUUAACGCUAUUGAGAAGGUGAAGAAUGGUAGAGCUGGUGGUGAAUCUAGUAUACUUCCAGAGAUGUUUAAGGCUGCUUGCAUUGGGUAUGAAUUUUCUAAAAGAUUGCUGGAGUUGGUGCAUGAUGUGUGGGAGAAGAGGAGUGUUCCAGAUGAUUGGCAUGAUGCUAUCUUAGUUCCUAUUCCUAAGAAAGGUGAUCUCAGCCAUUGCAACAACUGGAGGGGACUUUCACUGUUGGAUGUAAUUGGGAAAAUUGUGGCCAGGAUCCUACAGGAGAGACUACAAAAGUUGGCUGAGAAUGAGUUACCUGAGUCGCAGUGUGGCUUUAGGAAAGGAAGAAGCUGUGCAGACACGAUUUUUACUGUAUGUCAGCUGGUGGAGAAGUCUUUAGAACAUGAAUCUAAGGCCUUCUUCACCUUUAUUGAUUUAAAGAAAGCUUAUGACUCUGUCCCAGGACAGACGAUGUGGAAGGCAUUAGAGAAGCUUGUUGUGCCUGAAGAGACAAUCCAGCUGAUCGCAUCUUUUCAUCUAGACAUGAAAGCCAAAAUUUGUUUGGAUGGAACAAUGUUAGAGGAGAUUGAGGUUCAAAGUGAUUUGAGACAAGCUGUAGAGAGGUGGUUGGUUAGGGUAGAGGAUACUGAAGGAGUGGGCAUUACGAUCAAGUUCAAACAGGACGGGAAAUUGUUCAGGAGGUAUACUAAGAACUCUUGUGAGAGGAAUAUAACAGAGUGUCAAUUUGCUGAUGAUGCAGCUCUUCUUUCAUCAUCAAGAUCAGGAAACGAUCAAACGCCUGUUGCGCUUGAGGGAGGAGACAUUGAGAUGGUAGAUGAGUUUUCUUAUCUUGGGUCUGUCAUUACCAGUUCUGGGCGAAUGACUGUGGAGGUAGACGAAAGAGUAGCUCAAGCGUCAAAGGCUUUUGGGGCCUUGAGAAAGGCUGUCUUUAUUGAUAAACACCUAAAGAUAUCAACAAAGAAUAAUUUGCAAUGUGUGCGUUUGUCUGUGCUGUGUUGUGGAGCAGAAUGUUGGGUCCUUCUCAGAAAGCAGGAGAAGCGGAACACCUUUUACCAUCGAUGCAUUAGAAGUAUCUUGGGCAUUUCCAACAGGCAACAAUGGUCUGAGCACAUCACAAUGGCAGAAGUUAGGAGGUGGGGAGAUGAGGAGACUGCAUCUGAGAAAGUGAAGAGGAAAAGGUUGGAAUGGUUGGGACACUUAGCUAGGAUGCCAGACCAUAGAAUACCAAAAUCAAUCAUAUUUGAUUGGUUGCCUCAUCCCCGCCCCAGAUGUGAGAGAAUGGGAACAUGUGCUCCGGUGGCAGUCAGGGAUGUGAUGUGUGAGGUGUGCUCCAGGACCUUUAGAAGACAGAGUGAUAAGGCGAGACAUAAGUGUAUGGAAGAAAGAAGGAAACCUAUAAGGGAACAACAGGGUGCAAUCCAGUGUUCAAAUUGCCUCAAAUGGUUCCGAAGGAUUGACAGUUCACAGAUGUGUAGAAUUCUAGCAAGCACAAUGUUUGUUCAUUAGACUUGUCUUUUGGAGGCAAGCGUGACCGUUU